Messenger RNA from Ectocarpus sp. CCAP 1310/34, 3497 nucleotides. NCBI's taxonomy places the organism in Eukaryota, Phaeophyceae, Ectocarpales, Ectocarpaceae. The record is from the annotation of a GenBank genome assembly.
UAUUUAUUUCUCCUUAAUCCAGCCAGGGUAUGCAUACACGCAGCAGCACAGGGCCGUUUUAUACUUGAAAUUUUUUUGUACAAAUUUUGUACAAAUGUACAAAUUGUCCGAAAUUCUGGAACUUGUACAGAGGCGUUUGUCCAAAUAUAGUCCAAAAAUUGGGAACGAACCUGGGCGCCAAAAUUUGUACUCAGUAGCUUCCAAAUUUUGGACAAAUUGUCCAAAUAAAUUGGAGCAUCACAACAAACCCAGCAGCUAAAGGACCUACAGGACCAACUACAAGGAAGAAGCAGCAGCGGAGGGUACUUGGAUAGCGGUAGGGCCAUGGCGGAACGCAGGAAACGCGGCGCGCCUCUUGUGCUGGCCCACCGAGCCAACGAUUCAGGCGUGCAUCCGGUCGCCAAGAGCUGGUGCGGCAGAUGAAAGCAGCUGCUGCUGUGGUGGUGCUGGUACUGAGUGCGGCGGCAGUGGUCACCUCUGUAGCUGUGCACGCUAGCGCUAAAAAGACGCGUGCGGCUAUCCACGAGCCACGGCGCCUGGUUUGGGAGGAUCACGCUGCUGACCUCAACAAGCGGAAGCUCUUCCGUAGGAUGUAUCGCAUGGAGGAACCGGUGUUCAACAAACUGGCUGGGUUGCUGGAACCGAUCCUCCAACGGAACGACUACUACGCAAGAAAACGGUAUCAAGGCGGUGCUGUUCCCACGAAGAUCCGACUAGCUAUCGGCUUGCGGAUGAUGGCCGGUGCUUCGUAUCUCGAUGUCGCCGUGCUAUUCGGCGUGUCCAAGGAGACGGUCUUCAGCAUCUUGUGGCAGGUGGUGGAUGCCAUCAACAGCACAGCAGAGGUUGGGCCGUUCUUUUUUCCGCAGAGCGAGGAUGAGUGCACCCGGCAGGCGGCAGAAUGGGAGGAAAAAAGCACGGGCGGCGCCUUUCAAGGUGUGGUAGCUGCGGGGGAUGGCCUCUUCGUGAAGACUCUUGCUCCAACUGCCCUCAACACUCCGAACGUUCUCUCGUAUUAUUCUGGGAGCAAGUGCGGCUACGGGAUGAACGUACAGGCGACAUGCGAUGCCAACUACCGGUUUUGCAGCAUGUCUUGCAUUGCACCCGGCUCGACCAAUGACUGGACGGCAUGGAACCAUUCGGAUCUAUCCACAGCGGUGAAAAACCUGCCGCCAGGGUUCUACAUGCUCGGAGACGCGGCUUACCCCCUAAGCGACCACCUGUUGACUCCGUACCCAGGGAGGGGACUGCCGCUGGACAAAGACGCGUUCAACUUCUAUCUGAGUCAACUCAGAGUCAGGAUCGAGCAAGCGUUCGGCAUUCUCGUCGGCCAGUGGGGCAUCCUGUGGAAGCCGUUGCGUGUUCAGUUCGCUGGGCGAUGCGACUUCAUCACGGCGCUCUUCCGCCUCCACAACUAUCUCCGGGACGAGAAGGUCACACCAAUCCACCGGUCGGAAGAAGACGCCGAGGUGGUCCAGGUACGCCCCCACCUACUCGGCGACAAGACUCUGCCAGGAACUUUCAGCACGACCACCAAGACCACCAAGGACGCGCAGAAACCGACCAGGUCAGGCGAAGUCUCCACGCGCAAGGGGAUCACGAUGAUGCUGGACAACAAGCGCCAGUACCGCCCAAAGCAUGACUUGGUGCGCAACGCAGCGAGGAAGACGUAAGGGGUCGAACGCGGGCGGGCUGCGGUGGAGGGUGGGUGGGUCCCGAGGACGUACUACGUGGGUGAUGGACGAGACGAGGCAAAUGUGGCGGUGGUGGCCUCUGAGGAGCGUGGGCCGUGGCCGGGGCGGGGGAUGUGGACAAUGGUGGUCGGGAAUGCAACGCCUUUGGUGGGGUAGGGCGUGGGGGGGGUGAAAGGGAAGGGAAGGCGCACGGGCGGGUGAGAAAGUUUUUUUUUGUUUGGGCGGAGAGGGUCGGGCGCGAAAUCCACAUGCGCCUCUGCGAGGACGUUUCGGGCAAUUUUGCGGAAGUCGUGUUUUAUGUGUUACAAACACCAUAAACCGGGGUAAUCUACGAGUGGUAUCCGGUAAGAUUUCGUGUUGUUUCGAUACGUAUUGUCGCUGUUCAUUACGUCGUUUGUUUGGGUGUCAUUCCUGCGUUGUGCAUCUCUUGCGCGAGAAAAUUCGAAUUGCAGAGACGUCGAAGAAAAAUGUAGGUUUCCAAACGCAUUUAUUUUAUAACAUUUGGCGUGUAGGGUAAGGGUGAGCACCCUCCCCCCUGUGUGGGGGAAUUUUGUCAUGUCAUAGUUGCGUGAUGCGAGAUGGUAACAGAUAUGUUUUUUUUUUCUGACUUCACGAUGUUGCCUCUAGGGAGACAGUGUUGGCUGAACAGCAUCAUGGCGUAGACGGUCAGCUCCCACAGCCCGGGAUAACGGUAUCGGGAAUGGAUCCGCGUUCAAAACGUUUUUUACGUUGUUUUGGACUAAGUUCGCGGCGUGAGGAGACGUUGUUUCCGAAGCAUCUACGAAUGCAGAUGGUGGUUGGUGAAAAGCAUACCGACCAAAAACAAACAAGCGGUACUGCUGUACGUGUCUAAAAAAAAACGAACUUAGGUCGUGCGCCACACGUUCGCUCUGCGUGUCCCGCCCCCCUGGUCAUCUGUAAAAAAACACCACAAAAAAAAGGCAAGUGUACUGCUGUACGUGGCUAAAAAAAACAUCGAACUUCGAGCGUGCGCUGCGCGUUCUCCAUGCGUGUGCAACACGUGGCGCACUCGUCAAACACCCACCCGACAAAAGGCAAACGGUACGGCAAGUGAAAGUGAUCUGCCCUCUCCCUCCCCCGCCCACACACGAACGAUCUUACACCAACCGCCACUAAAACACAAUCGAUCGCUCUUGCACAUGUGGAAUCGGGGAGGGACCGCGGGCUGUCCCUCAAAGGGGACUCUUGUCCCAUUCAGCCAUCUCGGUUCUAAUCUUCGCAAUAUUUUUUUCCAGAAACCGACCAUUUCUAGCGCCGCGCUGUGGCCGCCUGCCGCCUCUGCUUUGGCUUGUUUGAGAUUUUUCGUGGCGGCUUGGAAAGAUUCGAACAAUGUGUCGAAAAACCUCAAUUUUGCGGUCUUUUCAUCUACGAUGUUCUGCGGGGAAGGUGCUGCGGCGGGGGCGGGUUCGGACGCUGGCCGAAAUAGCUCGCUUAAUCCGCCGGGGGGCAGUCCAAGUCCAGACGCCACUGAGUGCAUGGCAACCGCGGCCGUCUCUUGCACGCUGACGGCGUUCUUAGCCUGCUUUUUCUUGGCCUUGAGGUGGGCGUUGUCCUCCCUCGCUCUGCGUUUGGAUUCCUCUCUCCUCUUCGCGUCAGCAGCGGCUCCCUUGGCGCCUGUAGGGCCGGCGGCCGCCCCCCCCACGCCGCUGCUCUCCCGUUGCACGUCUUCGGGCAGGAGCCGGUCACACACGGCGAGGAUCUGCGGGUACUCGGCCAUGAGCUGUCCAAAGUAGUAGGUGUCAAGGUUUUCUGAUAUUUUGACGUUCAGGGUGUUUCGAACAGGGC